GCGACUCAUUCUUGAAUCACCUAGAAAAGUGAUAUUUGCACAGGUUCAGUAAUAUUUUUCUCGCAGUCGUGCUGCCACUAGAAGGAAGGAGAGGCUCUUACGACAGUUCUGGAGGGAUCUUAAUAGACAUGGUUUAGUUGUAGGUUUAGAUUGUACAACAACAAACACACUGCAAGAGAAAGUGUGAUCAUGGUGGCUGACCGGCACACGACGAGUUCUAGUUCGGACUCUGGUCCAAAACGGCUUUGGUCCCCCGUGCGAAGGACUGCGACGGGGGCAAACAAGCACCGAGCACCGGCAGACUUGAAGAAGAUCAAAAUCGCGAUCCUCGGCGAUUCGCUGACGGGAAAGAGCGCUUUGUGCAGUUACUUUGCGGAGAGAAAUGGAUCCAAUUUGCAGAAGCACUACUUCAACAUUAACUCGGCCAUGGGGGCGGCAUUCAAGGCGCGCACAAUAGGGGUAGACCUGUGCGCUUUUCAGGUGGACAAAGACCAAGUCCGCAAUGCGCGGAACGGCGGGGGUCGGACGAGUACGGGCGGGGGUGCGGAGGGACCGUCCCGUUUUCUACAGGUGAACAUUUGGGACCUGGGGGGAGGCCACGACUUUGGCGAAAUCCGGACGGAAUUCUACAAGGAGGCUCAGCUGAUCGUCUUGGUGUGCGACGCAACAGACCGUCGGUCCCAGCUCAAUCUGGAGAAAUGGCGACAGGAGGUACUCGCGUCCGGAGCGGACAGCGGAAGCUACUCGGUUUGCGUUGUCGCAAACAAGUGCGAAGAGCUACAAGGCCCGAUAGCCACUGCAAGCGCAGUUACCGACGCGAAGCAGUUCGCCGCUCAGCACCGCAUGCCGAUUUUCGAGGUGUCCGCGGUAAAAGGCACCAACAUGAGCAUGCUCUUGGAAUACUUCAUCCAACAGUGCGGAUAAGGCACCACGGGCGUAGUUGCGUUCGGCAGUGUUAGUUAUAGUUUCUUCAUGCGCUGGAGGGAAAAUAAACGAGGAUAGAAAGGACGUUCAUCAGAAGCACUAAAUGAAACUUCUACUUGACCACGUCUCGCGUUCGUUUCCCUCCCCGUUUCAACAUGCAGUCUAAACCGCGUUUCGAUUUUCAAUUUAUCUGAAAGCUCUUCAAGCUUUUUAU
This is a messenger RNA of Amoebophrya sp. A120, 1138 nucleotides long. The record is from the annotation of a GenBank genome assembly. NCBI's taxonomy places the organism in Eukaryota, Dinophyceae, Syndiniales, Amoebophryaceae.